CGCCUCCCCUAAAGAGAGACCCCGCCCGCAUGCUCGGUGUGUUCCGUUGAUAGAGACGCUUUAAACCGUCAGAACAACAACACACUCCAGCUGGUUUCAGAGAAGCGCACUAAAAAUACCACUUUUUUUCAUCGCACUUGCAUUGGACGAACAACUCGAGUGUUUGGAGCCAUAAUGUCUGACAGGGAUCUUUUCCACCCCAGUCUGGCCAAGGAGAGGAGGAAACACAAGAAGAAGAGGCAAGUGCAGAGUCCCAACUCCUACUUCAUGGAUGUUAAAUGCACAGGCUGCUAUAAGAUCACUACCAUCUUCAGCCAUGCUCAGACGGUGGUGCCAUGUGGUGGCUGCUCUCUAAUCCUGUGCCAACCAGCAGGGGGGAAAUGCAGACUAACAGAAGGUUGUGCCUUCAGAAAGAAAUAUUCCUGAGCAGAAAUGUGCAAAACAUCCAUGACAAGAAGCAGAAGGGAAGAAUGGAGCAUGAAGAAAUGUGUCCAAGCCUUUCAAUCCCUGAUUUCAAGCUUUAAAACGUAGAGAAUCUGUAUCACUAUAAUAUGGAGCAAUAUGUCAUCCCCCCUGUGGGGUUGCAUUGAACACAGCAGGGGGGGAUAAACUGAAAUCAUAUACAGUGCAUGCAUUCCACUUCUUUGAUUGAAUGAUAUUAAUCAGAUUGAUAUGAUGAAGCACUGAAGGAGUUUUUAA
This is a messenger RNA of Eleginops maclovinus (Patagonian blennie), 699 nucleotides long. Its product is annotated as small ribosomal subunit protein eS27-like. Gene Ontology annotation, biological process: translation; ribosomal small subunit assembly. The coding region runs from base 175 to 426 and encodes 83 amino acids. The transcript is spliced from 4 exons. The record is from RefSeq and is a predicted model, not a curated record. Lineage: Eukaryota; Metazoa; Chordata; Actinopteri; Perciformes; Eleginopidae. Gene Ontology annotation, cellular component: ribosome; cytosolic small ribosomal subunit. Gene Ontology annotation, molecular function: RNA binding; structural constituent of ribosome.